Messenger RNA from Euleptes europaea (tarantolino), 5120 nucleotides. It is a transcript of the gene PTCH1, whose product is annotated as patched 1. Gene Ontology annotation, cellular component: plasma membrane. Lineage: Eukaryota; Metazoa; Chordata; Lepidosauria; Squamata; Sphaerodactylidae. The transcript is spliced from 24 exons. Gene Ontology annotation, molecular function: hedgehog receptor activity; smoothened binding; hedgehog family protein binding. Gene Ontology annotation, biological process: smoothened signaling pathway. The record is from RefSeq and is a predicted model, not a curated record. Bases 16 to 4341 code for a protein of 1441 amino acids.
CUGUGCGGCGGCAACAUGGCCUCAGCUGUUAGUGCCUCCGAGCCGGAGAGCGGCGGCGGCGGCGGCGGCUGCAGAGAGCCAGAUCGGCCGGGCAGAAGCGGCGGCAGGAGGCGGAGAAGGACCGGCGGGGACAGACGCAUCGCGCCGCCGGACCUGGAGUAUCUGCAGCGCCCCAGCUACUGCGACGCAGGCUUCGCCUUGGAGCAGAUAGCCAAGGGCAAGGCUACUGGAAGAAAAGCACCGCUGUGGCUACGAGCAAAGUUUCAGAGACUGUUGUUUAAUCUGGGCUGUUACAUUCAGAAAAACUGCGGGAAAUUUUUGGUGGUUGGCCUUCUGAUAUUCGGGGCUUUUGCUGUGGGAUUAAGAGCGGCUAAUCUCGAAACCAAUGUGGAGGAGCUCUGGGUAGAAGUUGGUGGACGAGUGAGUCGGGAGUUAAGUUACACGCGCCAGAAGAUUGGAGAAGAGGCUAUGUUUAAUCCCCAACUCAUGAUUCAGACACCACAAGAAGAUGGUGCUAAUGUACUAACAACAGAAGCACUCAGACAGCACCUUGAUUCUGCACUUCAAGCCAGCAGGGUACAUGUGUAUAUGUACAACAGGCAAUGGAAAUUAGAACACUUAUGUCAUAAAUCAGGGGAACUUAUCACAGAAGCUGGUUAUAUGGACAAGAUCAUAGAACAUCUUUAUCCUUGUUUAAUUAUUACACCCUUGGACUGCUUCUGGGAUGGUGCAAAGUUACAGUCAGGGACUGCAUAUCUUCCAGGAAAACCCCAUUUGCAGUGGACCAACUUUGACCCCUUGGAAUUCUUAGAAGAGUUAAAGAAAAUAAACUCCCAAGUAGAUAGCUGGGAAGAAAUGCUGAAUAAGGCUGAGGUUGGUCAUGGGUACUUGGAUCGACCUUGCCUGAAUCCUGACGAUCCUGACUGUCCCAGCACAGCCCCUAACAAAAAUUCAACCAAACCUCUUGACGUGGCCCUUGUUUUAAGUGGAGGAUGUUAUGGGUUGUCAAAAAAAUAUAUGCAUUGGCAGGAAGAACUGAUUGUUGGUGGCACAGUUAAAAAUGGUACUGGGAAACUUGUCAGUGCCCAGGCUUUACAAACCAUGUUUCAGUUAAUGACUCCUAAGCAAAUGUACGAGCAUUUCAAGGGUUAUGACUAUGUUUCACACAUCAACUGGAAUGAGGACAAAGCAGCUGCAAUUUUAGAAGCCUGGCAGAGGAUGUAUGUUGAGGUUGUUCAUCAAAGUGUUGCACAAAACUCUACUCAGAAGGUGCUUUCCUUUACUACAACUACUCUGGAGGACAUCCUAAAGUCAUUUUCCGAUGUCAGCGUUAUCAGAGUUGCCAGUGGCUACCUAUUAAUGCUUGCCUAUGCCUGUUUAACGAUGCUGCGGUGGGAUUGUGCUAAGUCCCAGGGUGCCGUGGGGCUGGCAGGAGUCUUGUUGGUUGCACUCUCAGUAGCUGCAGGAUUGGGUCUGUGCUCAUUGAUUGGGAUUUCCUUUAAUGCUGCCACAACUCAGGUUUUACCCUUUCUUGCGCUAGGAGUUGGUGUUGAUGACGUCUUCCUUUUGGCACACGCAUUUAGUGAAACUGGGCAGAACAAGAGAAUUCCAUUUGAGGACAGAACAGGAGAAUGCUUGAAACGCACUGGGGCAAGUGUGGCCCUUACAUCCAUCAGCAAUGUUACCGCUUUCUUCAUGGCUGCCUUAAUUCCAAUUCCUGCUCUACGGGCAUUUUCUCUCCAAGCUGCUGUGGUGGUGGUAUUCAAUUUUGCCAUGGUCCUGUUAAUUUUUCCUGCUAUUUUGAGUAUGGAUCUAUAUCGUCGUGAGGAUCGGAGACUGGAUAUAUUCUGCUGCUUUACAAGCCCAUGUGUCAGCAGAGUGAUCCAGAUUGAGCCUCAAGCAUACACGGAUGCCAGUGAUAACACACGCUACAGCCCUCCGCCACCCUACAGCAGCCACAGUUUUGCACAUGAAACUCAGAUCACAAUGCAGUCCACAGUCCAGCUGCGCACUGAAUAUGAUCCUCAUACCCAGGUUUAUUACACCACAGCAGAACCUCGCUCGGAAAUAUCAGUGCAGCCUGUCACAGUGGCACAAGAUAACCUCAGCUGCCAAAGCCCAGAAAGCGCAAGCUCGACCAGGGAUCUCCUUUCCCAGUUCUCAGACUCUACGCUGCAUUGUCUUGAGCCAGCCUGCACAAAAUGGACACUCACAUCUUUUGCAGAAAAGCAGUACGCUCCAUUCCUAUUAAAGCCUAAAGCCAAGAUCAUAGUCAUUUUUCUUUUUCUGGGCUUGCUUGGCCUCAGUCUUUAUGGAACUACCUGCGUGAGGGAUGGACUUGAUCUUACGGACAUUGUACCACGGGAAACCCGGGAAUAUGACUUCAUUGCUGCCCAGUUCAAGUAUUUCUCGUUCUACCACAUGUACAUUGUUACCCAGAAAGCAGAUUAUCCCAACAUCCAGCACUUACUUUAUGAACUUCACAAAAGGUUUAGCAACGUGACGUAUGUUUUGUUGGAAGAAAACAAGCAGCUUCCGAAAAUGUGGUUGCACUACUUCAGAGACUGGCUUCAAGGACUUCAGGAUGCUUUUGACAGUGACUGGGAAGCUGGGAAGAUCACAUACAACAGCUACAAAAAUGGAUCCGAUGAUGCUGUCCUAGCUUACAAACUUCUGGUGCAAACAGGCAUUCGAGAAAAACCCAUCGAUAUUAGCCAGUUGACCAAACACCGUCUGGUGGAUGCAGAUGGAAUCAUUAACCCAAAUGCCUUCUACAUCUACCUGACAGCUUGGGUUAGCAAUGACCCUGUGGCCUAUGCUGCCUCUCAAGCCAAUAUCCGGCCCCACCGUCCAGAAUGGGUCCAUGACAAAGCAGACUAUAUGCCAGAAACCAGGUUGAGAAUUCCAGAAGCUGAGCCGAUAGAAUAUGCCCAGUUUCCUUUCUACCUCAAUGGACUGCGUGAUACUUCUGACUUUGUGGAAGCUAUUGAGAAAGUGAGAGCAAUCUGCAAUAACUACACCAGUCUUGGAGUGCCCAGCUACCCAAAUGGAUAUCCAUUCCUUUUUUGGGAACAGUACAUUGGCCUUCGUCACUGGCUCCUCCUGUCCAUUAGUGUGGUGCUGGCUUGCACGUUUCUGGUGUGUGCCCUCUUCCUUCUGAACCCCUGGACUGCUGGGAUCAUUGUAAUGGUGCUGGCUCUGAUGACUGUGGAACUCUUUGGCAUGAUGGGUUUAAUUGGGAUCAAGCUGAGUGCAGUACCUGUGGUCAUCCUUAUUGCUUCCGUUGGCAUUGGAGUGGAGUUCACGGUCCAUAUUGCCUUGGCAUUUCUGACCGCCAUAGGAGACAAGAACCGCAGGGCUGUCCUUGCAUUAGAGCACAUGUUUGCACCUGUGUUGGAUGGAGCUGUGUCUACUCUGCUUGGUGUAUUAAUGCUUGCAGGAUCUGAGUUUGAUUUUAUUGUCAGGUAUUUCUUUGCUGUCUUGGCAAUUUUAACCAUUUUGGGUGCUUUGAAUGGAUUGGUACUACUUCCCGUUCUUCUUUCCUUCUUUGGACCGUAUCCUGAGAUUUCUCCAGUAGAUGGAAGGAACAGGUUACCUACACCUUCAUCUGAGCCUCCCCCAAGUGUUGUGAGAUUCUCCAUACCACCAGGACAAGCUCAGAAUGCAUCAGAUUCUUCUGAUUCUGAAUACAGUUCUCAGACCACAGUAUCAGGAAUCAGUGAAGAGCUCCAUCAGUAUGAGGCCACACAAAGGUCUGGCGCACCUGUCCAUCACGUCAUUGUUGAAGCAACUGAAAACCCUGUCUUUGCCCGCUCCACUGUGGUCCAACCAGAGACAAGGUAUCAUCAGCCAAGUCCAAGAUUACAGACGAAUCGAGAGCCUGGAUCCCAGCAAACAUGGCAUCAAAAUAAGCAACCCAAAAGGGAAGGCCUUCGGCCACCACCUUAUCGGCCACGCAGGGAUGCUUUUGAAACCCCUACUGAUGGGCAUUCGUGUGCUAGUAACAGGGACUGCUCUAGCCAUAGAGGUCGUCCUCAGAAUAUCAAAAGCCCAGUCUUCACUGCCAUGGGCCCUUCGGGGCCAGCAUACUGCCAGCCUAUCACUACUGUGACUGCCUCAGCUUCAGUUACUGUUGCUGUACACCCUGCUGUGCACAGCCACAAUACUCAUGCAGGAGGCUUUCCAUCCUACGAGGGACACCAUGAAACUGACCACAGACAAUUUGAGGACCCUCAUGUGCCCUUUAAUGUCCGGUGUGAGAGGAGGAACUCUAAAAUAGAAGUAAUAGAACUUCAAGAUGUUGAAUGUGAAGAAAGGACACGUGGCAACAGCUCAGAUUAAGGGAAAUAACUGAAGCAAAGAAGAGGCCAAAGAUGGGAAACCUACUCUUUCCAGAACUGCUUGAAGAGAAACUGCUUGAAGUUAUGGAAAAGGACAUGCUGCAUCAGGGCAACAGUUUACUGUUACUGUAACCUAUUGUAUUAUUUGUUAAAUAUUUCUAUAAAUAUUUAAAAGGUGUACACAUGUGUAAUAUACAAGAAAAAUCAUGUAAAAUAGUAUAAUCUGGAGUUGUGUUAACUCCUGUUUAACAGAGUGGGGACAAUAUUGUUUGUGCUCUGUAGGUAUUGUACAUUGAUAUCUGUGCCACAACUAAGCUUAAUCUAGUCAAAUUUCAGCAUACAUUGCUGCUGCUUAAAUAUUGUAUAAUUUACAUGUAUAAUUCUAUGCAAAUAUUGCUAAUGUAUUAGGAUUUUUUGUAAAGGUGUGUGUGUUAAAAUAUUUUAAAAUUUCCAUAUCACAGCCCUGUGGUAGUAUGAAAUGUUCCUGUUAAUUGUCAACACGCUAUGCGUGAUAAUUUUUUUAUUUUUAUUUUGCUUUUUUUAAAAUGAGCAGAUAUGAAGACCAGUAUGUUAACCCUGGUGACUGAAGUAUGUGUAGCUGUGCAUGUGUUUUGAGUUUUUGAGAUGUAUAUUUGUGUACUGUAGUGAUUUUAUGAAGCACAGACUACUAGGAAUCUCCUGCGCAAGUCCCACUGAAACGGCUUACAGUACAUAUGGCUCAUGUGCAGAAGAUGCUCCUGGAAUAUGGGGGCCCACUGUGUAAUCCCUCUUGAUCUUAAU